AUGGACAGACUAACCAAGAAACAUAAGUGUCAAUCUGAUGAAGCUCCCCCUAGAUAUGGAUUCGAUUCCCUACCUCAAGAAACAGUUAUUGACAUAGCUUCUAGGCUUCCCAUAACAUCUUUAGUCCAAUUCAAGUUUGUUCGCAAAACAUUCUACAACUUGUGUCAUGAUCCAGAGCUUGUGAAUUUGCACCUGUCUCGUGCAGUAAAGAACAAUCCUUGCAUUAUUUUUCAAGUGGACGAUAGUCAGCUUUGCUUUCUUGAACUUUCUGGUCUUGGUACGGAAAAUGUUGUGAGGAAAAUCAGCACCCCUUUUGCAAGCUUGAUGCUAAAAUUAUAUGGUUCAUGUCAUGGGCUAUUGUGCAUAUGUGAUUGUCUGCUUAGUGAUGCACUUUAUGUGUACAAUCCUUUUACAGGAGACUACAAGCAGCUGCCUUGCCAUAUCAGUGUAUUUGAGGAAUUGGUUCUAGGGUUUGGUUUUCAUCCUAUUACCAAAGAGUACAAGGUGAUCAAGGUCAUAAAUUAUGUCACAAAUAAUAUUAUUGCCAAUUUGCUUCAUGAUGACGACCGUUCAUUAGAUGUUUCAAAGUUGAAGUAUUUACUCUUGGUGCCAACGGUUUGA
Nicotiana attenuata is the source of this 621-nucleotide messenger RNA. Its product is annotated as F-box protein At3g07870-like. Lineage: Eukaryota; Viridiplantae; Streptophyta; Magnoliopsida; Solanales; Solanaceae. The coding region runs from base 1 to 621 and encodes 206 amino acids. The record is from RefSeq and is a predicted model, not a curated record. Gene Ontology annotation, molecular function: protein binding. The transcript has a single exon.